Molecule: messenger RNA, 1060 nt
Organism: Phaeodactylum tricornutum CCAP 1055/1
Lineage: Eukaryota; Bacillariophyta; Bacillariophyceae; Surirellales; Neidiaceae
Exons: 2
Coding region: 31-894 (287 amino acids)
Source: RefSeq, a predicted model, not a curated record
AAGUGAUUGUGAUCUGUCUCGUUCCCCAUAAUGCAGCAAAAAUUGCCCUUAACUAGCUCCGUUGUUACGGCGAUGCCCACGACCAGUAUCAAGGUUGUGCCUCACCAUCACCAUCGAUAUCGUGUCCCGUAUCGACGACAAUGGGUUCUUCUCACGACUGUCUUGACGGUGACGGCUACGAUCAUGACCUGGUACGCGGCCUUUGCUUGCACCUUCUUAUCCGUCCAGGGUAGUAGUCUAGUCACAGACCCCCCGCAGUACACCAUCGGACUCUGGACCGUCCAACAAAUUAUCAAUCCCGACCAUCAAGCCUGCGUCGGAUGGAACGAUCAUACCGGGAUUUUGUCCAGAAAUGAUUUGGACGGCCCCGUGCAAGUGGCCAAAGGUUUUAGUUUCAUCGCUUGUAUCGUGGCGCUCUACAUACUCCUCCUCCUGGCCAUCCCUGUUUGCCGCCGACACUGCUCUUUUCCCUGUUUCCGUCUCAUCGCGUUCGCCCUGAGUCUCUUGACCUUUUCCUGUUUGUGUACGCUCCGAUCGCACAUCUGCCGUGACGCCCGCGAGUGCCGUCUCGACACGGCGGGUUGGGUCGCUGUCGCCGCUGGCACUGUUUGGCUCUUGACCGGGUUCGCCGCUGGUCGCGUCCCCCGUAUCCCACCCGCCCACGUCAGCGGCCCCCACAUUGUCCGCGCCGUUGCCGCCUCGCACAUCGAUCUCUCCCGUCCCGAAUUCCAUCGCGGAUCCGAAUACCGCACCAAUCUGGGUGAGAUCUGUAUCAUUCGGGAGACCAGUGAGUCGGAAGAAAGGCAAGGAGGAAUUUACACGACCUCGACGCUCCAGUCGAGCCCGGAUGGCAGCGGUAGUGGUUCGUCCGUUUCUGCCAACGCUAUCGCCUAACUAGAUGAAGGACGAGUUGUUUAGAACGAACUACUCCUCUUGCACGGGGGCGUCUGCGUGAAGCCUGCACACUUCUUCUUGAACUUUGAUCAGUAUGUAUGCGUUCCCUACGGCCUUCCCUAGUUAUAAAUUUUUUUGUACCAUUUACCCGACCGCUUUAUACUCC